UUAACGUUAUCGCCACUUGUUUUUCUUAAAGUCGAAGAAACGCGCGAUAUCGCCAAGUUUAUCUGCCGCUAUCGAUCUUUCGUAUCGUCGAUAUAACCCUCGCCAUUCCCGCUGCACUGACGAGAGCCGGGAGUCGGGAGUGUCGGGACCGGGCAUGCAAAACGAUGUAACGCGAUCAAUUUUCGCCUGAUUCAUUACCGGCGCCGAUACCCUUUGUGGAGGUCAGGAUGCAUCCUCGAUCGCGCGAGACGUGCACUUCUGCAGUCAAUUUGCAGCGCUCCCCGGCACUCGCGUCGUUCUGCAUAUCCAGUCACGAAGCAUCAAUCGCAUGAAUCACCAUCCACGACCGUCGCAGCUCGUCCGUCUUAUCGGCCUUCGAAAUCUAAAGAGGAAUACAGCCGAUCUCCUUUUCCAGGAAGAGGAUCGGCGAAGGAACGUGUUUGAGGAGCGGUACUUUUAAGGAAGUCGAGAGUAAAAGUCCGAGGAGAGAAAGAGCGAGAAAGACAGAAGAUUAUACUUCUUUCAGGCGCUGAAGAAAGAUGUCCACGGCAUUGCUGGCCCUCUUCGCCGUGAUCCUGUGCAUCCUGUUCAGGAUACUGAACGUAAACAGCGCGCCGCAGAAGCCCCUCCUCGUCUGCAAGGAUCAGUCCUUCCUGACGACGGUGCUCAAGAUCGCACCGGUCAUCGCCGAGCCAUACAAACCAACGAGGUUGUGGGGUUUCAGCGGUCACGUACAAACUAUCAUCCACAGUAUUAUAGGACGUGUCCGGUGUCCUUGGCCCAUUGGAGAACGUGUGUACAUCGGUCUUCCAGACGAGACCACCCUUACGUACGAUCUUUAUCAACCACUGACUAAUGGACAUGAAGAUGACAUAACGAUAGCCAUCUGUCCUGGUAUUGGCAACAGCUCGGAGAGCGUGUACAUUAGGACGUUCGUGCAUUUCGUGCAAUGUCAUGGAUAUCGAUGCGCAGUACUUAAUCACGUCGGAGCCCUUUCCAGUGUCAAGAUUACGGCACCCAGAAUAUUUUCUUAUGGUCACACGGACGAUUAUAGCGCGAUGCUACAACAUCUAGUAGAACAGCACCCUAACACCAAAAUAGUUUGUAUCGGAUAUAGUUUAGGCGGUAAUUUAGUAACAAAAUAUUUAGGAGAACGCGGUUCCAACAAAUUGCCUAAUAUUAUAGGAGGGAUAUCGAUUUGUCAAGGAUACAAUGCUCUCAAGGGAACGAAAAUUCUAUUAAAUUGGCAGAACUUUAGACGUUUUUACCUCUAUGUAAUGACUGAAUCGAUGAAGAAUCUUAUUCUGAAACACAAAAAUAUGCUUUUGUCUGAAGAUGUAAAACAAAGAUGUAAUUUGAACGAGCGAGACAUAAUUUCUGCUGCGACGUUACCUGAAUUGGACGAAGCUUAUACGAGAAGGGUACACAAUUUUAGGUCUGUGCAAGAAUUGUACAAGUGGAGUAGUUGUCUCUUUUAUCUAGAUAGCAUUACAACGCCGAUGGUAUUCAUCAACGCGUUAGACGAUCCCAUCGUGCCGGAGAUAUUAUUAAAUCCAAUCAAAGACCACGCGGCAAAUCACUUAAAUACAUUGUAUGUGGAACUAGCUCAUGGAGGUCACCUAGGUUUUUACGAAGGUGGUCUUCUGUAUCCAAAUCCUAUAACAUGGCUGGAUCGAACCCUAGUGUCCCUCGUGGGAUCUCUGACUCUAGCGCACGCGGAUAAGGCUCUUAAAGCCUCUUAACCCAAUUUAGUUUGGUCAAUGUAUUUAUAUUAUUGGACAUUGAUCGACAACGUGUCACACAUUCUGAUCUUGUGAAAUCAAGCACUGUGCACCUGAUUCACGUUUAGAUAAUCGAAAAGAUCUAUAACGAGAUGAUCUGCAACAAGACUGCAAUGAAAAUGGAAAUGGCAGAUUGUAAUUAAUAAAAGUAUCCGGUAUAUGCUUUGAUUGUUUCACGAAGUGAAUGGGCAGUAUCUUUCACAAACGAUUCAGAGGAAAUAAAUGAUAAGCGCGACUGUAAAAUAACAAACGUUUGCUCACUGACAUUUUUUAAAUUGAGUAUAGUUCAGGAAAACUAGCCAAAUUGCGUAAUCCUUUAUAUGUAGUCAUAAAUAGUAAAAUUUUUAUUAUGCAAUGUGGCACAAUCAAAAUUAGCUUAAUUAUUUGAAAAAGAGAGUAGAAACGAAAUAAAUUUUCAAUAUUUUACUAAAUACUAACGCUUCUUUCUCAGGGAUCUUCUAUAGGGCAACGAUUUGAUAGGACUUUCAAUGGUCCUUAACAGGUUACUAGAGAUGCUCUGUAUAAGGAUUCAAUCAUGAAUAUAUGCACAUUGGAUGUGAGUUUAAUGCAAUACAGAGAUUUUGUGUACUUUUCACUAAGAAAACUUGUAUUUAUGUACAAUAUGUGUAUUAAGAUGUAUAUCGACUUAAAACAUAUUUAUAAGCGCGUCUUAAAUGUGUUUAUUCUAACACCAGUAUUCAUAAUGGUUUCUUAUAUUUAAGAUUACUUUAAGUACAGUUUUAAGAUGUAAGAUCAUGAACUAAUCACAGAACCGUAUUAGAAUCUUAAGACAUUACUUAAGAUGAUCUUGAAAUAAGAACGGACUCUAUGAAUACCGACCUAAGAUUAUUAGCUUUAUCGAUAUGGAAGGCUUACCGCUGUUGUAUAUAUACAAUAAAUGAUGUAUGUGAUUUAUUAAUCCGGAAUUGGUGAUAACGUUAAAUUUGCAAGGAAAUCUAUUAAAUCAAAUUCAAUAUUCAAGUCUAAAAUAUAAGUCUCUGAAAUUGUAUGUAUACUUAAAUGUAUACACGAAAUUUUGUAAAUAAUACAUUUUUAGCUAAAAUUAUAGUAAAUUACUACGAAAAAUAUUGAGUUUAACAAAUUCAACAUUAUUACUGCCGGAUUAAUGCAAAUACUAGUUACAAGGUUUUGAGUACGAAUCUACCAUUGAAAUUAGGAAUGCCCGAUAUCCGAAAAGUAUCGGUAUCCGGUAUUAUCCGGCACUUUUUUACUAUCCGACCGGAUAGUCGGAUAUCAUUAGUA
This is a messenger RNA of Mycetomoellerius zeteki, 3044 nucleotides long. It is a transcript of the gene Hydr2, whose product is annotated as abhydrolase domain-containing protein 2. Gene Ontology annotation, biological process: acylglycerol catabolic process; medium-chain fatty acid catabolic process; sperm capacitation. The record is from RefSeq and is a predicted model, not a curated record. The transcript has 9 exons. Gene Ontology annotation, cellular component: sperm flagellum; sperm plasma membrane. Lineage: Eukaryota; Metazoa; Arthropoda; Insecta; Hymenoptera; Formicidae. Gene Ontology annotation, molecular function: monoacylglycerol lipase activity; acetylesterase activity. The coding region runs from base 540 to 1742 and encodes 400 amino acids.